CAGCCAUGUUCCGCCUCGUAACAAUGCUCGCGCUGCUCGCGACGUCAACCACUGCCAUGAACGUGUUGAUCACGGGUGCGACGGGCCGCCUGGGAGAGCUCUUGUACGCCCAGGCCAAGGCCGACCCGGCCAUCGGCGCCGUCAAGGCCUUCGUGACCAACGUCACCAAGGCGAAACAGUACCUGAACUGCACGAAGUGCGACGCCUCCGAGGGCAUUUUUGUCGGCAACGUCACCGACCGCGCGUCGCUCGACGCGGCCAUGGCCGGCGUCGACGCCGUCCUCGUCGCCGUCGGCGCGUCUCCCGGCGACUCCGCGGACCAGCAGAAGGCCGUGGAGUUCGCCGGCGUCGAGAACACGGUCGCGGCGCUCUACGCCGCGCCGGGCCCGACGCCCCCCGUCGCGCGCCAGGUCGUGCUCUGCUCGUCCAUGGGCACUACGCAGCCCGACCCGUCGCCGCAGGAGGGCGGCAGCAUCCUCUUCUGGAAGCUCAACGCCGAGGCGCACGUGCUCGCCGCCGAUCUCAAGGGCGUCGUCGUCAAGCCCUGCGGCCUGUCCAUGGGCGCGGGCGGCGAGAAGGCGCUCGUCGCGGGCCGCGACGACGCGCUGCUGACGGAGCUCAAGGUGCCCGUCAUGCCCCGGGCCGACGUCGCGCGCGUCAUGCUGCGCGCCGUCGUCCGCGGCG
Messenger RNA from Aureococcus anophagefferens, 684 nucleotides. RefSeq lists its product as hypothetical. The transcript has a single exon. NCBI's taxonomy places the organism in Eukaryota, Pelagophyceae, Pelagomonadales, Pelagomonadaceae. The annotation marks the transcript as partial. The record is from RefSeq and is a predicted model, not a curated record.